Messenger RNA from Neohortaea acidophila, 1512 nucleotides. Its product is annotated as putative L-ornithine 5-monooxygenase. Lineage: Eukaryota; Fungi; Ascomycota; Dothideomycetes; Mycosphaerellales; Teratosphaeriaceae. The record is from RefSeq and is a predicted model, not a curated record. Bases 1 to 1512 code for a protein of 503 amino acids. The transcript is spliced from 2 exons. Gene Ontology annotation, biological process: intracellular iron ion homeostasis.
AUGGCCCCUCAUGCGACGAGCACUUCCCCUAACCGUGCCGAUACUAGGCUUGCAACGACGGAUCAUGACGUCUAUAGUGGAAGCAGCAUCACCAACAACAACCACGACAACAUCAGGACAUCAGAUCCAUCUUCACUGACGAGAUAUCCCGACGAUGAGGCUCACGAUAUGAUAUGUGUUGGAUUCGGUCCAGCUUCUUUGGCCAUUGCCGUCGCGUUACAGGACGCUCUCGAGCCCCUCUCCACUCAGCCUGGAAGGGCAAAGCCCAAGGUUCGCUUUCUGGAACGACAGCCGCAUUUUGCCUGGCAUGCUGGGAUGAUGCUCCCCGGCGCAAAGAUGCAGAUCAGCUUCAUCAAGGAUCUGGCUACGUUGAGAAAUCCUCGGAGCAAGUUCACCUUCAUGAAUUAUCUCCAUGAGAAGCGCAGGCUGGUAUCAUUCACCAAUCUCGGUACCUUCCUGCCAGAGCGUAUGGAAUAUGAGGACUACAUGCGGUGGUGUGCCGGCCAUUUCGAGGAUGUCGUGGACUAUGAUACCACCGUGACCUCAAUCAAGCCAGCCAAGCUCUCCACUGGCACAAAGGUUGAAUGCUUCCAAGUCGAAUCCUGGAAUCGCAGACGCGAGGAAUUCAUCCUUCUCCGAGCACGACAUGUCGUUAUUGCAGUUGGUGGGCGGCCGAACAUUCCCAAGUGCUUGAGCAUUGAUUCCCCGCGCGUGAUCCACUCGUCUACAUACGCCACCCAAGCUUCGAACAUGUUCUCGCCGGACUCGCCGCCAAAGUCUAUUGCAGUCAUUGGCGGCGGCCAGAGUGCUGCGGAAGUCUUCCACAACAUCCACUCUCGGUUCCCAUCUUCGAAAUCGUACCUCAUCGUCCGGGACUCGGCGCUAAGGCCGAGUGAUGACUCGCCUUUCGUCAAUGAAAUAUUUGACCCCGAAAAAGUCGACAGCAUAUACGCUCAGGAUUCCGCCGUCCGAGCGAACAGCCUCGCGGCAGACAAAGCCACCAAUUACGGCGUCGUACGUCUCGAGCUUCUCGAGAAACUCUAUGCCGAGCAGUACUCUUAUCGCUUGCAAUACGAGCGAGAGACCGAUUGGCCCCAACAGAUCUUGACGCAUCGUAACGCGACCGGCAUCACAGCCUUGCCUGCAGCCGGUUCACACGCACUAAGACUACAUUUGUCCAACACAAAGCAGCUCACGAACGAGCAAACGACACCGAAAGACGAAGCGCUCGACGUCGAUCUCGUUGUUGUAGCCUCGGGGUACGCAAGGGACGCUCAUACAGGGCUGAUGAGAGGCUUGGAGCACCUUAUGCCCGAAAGGGAGGACGCCGAUGGUAGCUGGAAGGUGUGCAGAAACUACGCCGUGCAAUUCAAGAAGGAUUCCGUGCGAGACAACGCUGGCAUCUGGCUCCAAGGAUCAAACGAGAAUACGCAUGGUCUGUCCGACACUUUACUUUCCAUUUUGGCGACACGAGGAGGGGAAGUCGUUCAGAGUAUUUUUGGACUGGGCUGA